AAGGGAUUUGGUUUGAUUUGGUGCAAUACUUUAAGAGCUAUUGAAGAAACAUUCUGUCAUUUGUUGACGGUCCCUAAAUAUGAACAGAGCGAAUGUCUGUCGAAUAUCCAACCUAAAACUAACUUCACCGCAGUGAUUCAAGGGUGUAAAUGGUCCGAUUCAACUUUGUUUAUAAUGAAUGUAGUCAAUAUAUCCUUAAAAUUAUUGUAUUUUUAUUUUUUUCCUAUUUUUCUCCUCUUUUUUUCUAGUCUAUGUUAAUUAAGACAAAGUAAACCUAUGCCUUGGACAGUAUCUGUAGUUUUCUCUUGAAUUAUUGUACUGUGUUCAGUGUUAAUAAAGUUUUGAAGAAAAAACAAACAAACGAGCUUGGUUUAAGAAACUGUUCUGCUCAUGCGCAUGCCGUUGAAAUGGACCUUUGUCCAUGGACGUUGCUGCGCAUGCGUGCAGCAGACACCUUGCCUGCCUUGGGCGUGUACCGCUGUCAAACAGAAUCCUCCCAUAGAUUCCUCCACCGCUCUUCCAGGAAAUUCUCGUUAGAGACUGCUCUGAGUCUCAGGAAGAAACAACGGGCUAGCGCAAGUUUUCAUCCAAGAUUUGGGAGUUCAUAAUUAAACCAAAGAGUUAACGAAAAUUGGAAACAUCGCAUUUAUUGGAAGUCGGCAUCAUGUCCAAGUCAGACUAUCCUCCGGAAUACAACGCAACCCAUGGACCUAUGUACCCACCUCAGGGCUCUAACUACCCCCAACCCCCUGCGUAUGGUUUUCCCGGCUAUGGCGGUCCCCAGCCCGGCCCGCCUUCUGCACCAUAUCCCACUUCUUUAAACGCUCCUCUGUUUCCCGGACAACCAGGGGGGUAUCCCCCAGGCCCUUACCCCGGACAGCCCCAACCUGCCGGGCCUCCAGGCUACCCCAACCCACCUCCCAUGCCACCCAUCAUCCCACCUACCAUACCAUCGGAUAUGCUUGCCACUGCAGAAGACGACUUUGCUGCAAGAGGCAGUGACUGGAGCGAUGUGAGCGUCCGGCACACCUUCAUCAGAAAGGUGUACUUAAUUUUGGCGUCUCAGCUCCUCCUUACUACCGGCAUUGUUGCCAUUUUCACAUUUGUCAAUCCGGUCAGAACUUUUGUAAGAAACAACCCAGCUGUGUACUGGGCUUCAUAUGCUAUAUAUCUAGUCACCCACAUUGUGCUGGUGUGCUGCAAGGGCCCCCGGAGAAAGCAUCCAUGGAACAUUAUUCUGCUGUUCAUCUUUACUCUGGCAUUGUCCUACAUGACUGGAACCAUUUCCAGUUAUUAUGACAUAAAAUCGGUGUUCUUGGCUCUGGGGAUCACUGCUGUCGUCUGCAUCGCCGUCACAGUCUUCUGCUUCCAGACAAAGGUUGACUUCACCAAAUGCCAGGGCCUUUUCUGCGUGCUUGGGAUUGUUAUGCUUGUGACUGGGAUCAUCACAGUCAUCGUGCUGUCGUUCAAAUACAUUCCAUGGCUGCACAUGCUGUAUGCAGCUCUUGGAGCCAUCGUCUUCACUCUGUUCCUGGCAUAUCACACGCAGCUUCUGAUAGGAAACAGGAAGUACUCCAUCAGCGAGGAGGAGUACGUGUUCGCCGCUCUCUCCCUCUACGUCGACAUUGUACAAAUCUUCCUUUUCAUACUGCAGAUUAUCGGCGCCUCCAAAUAAGAUUCCCAAAUGUUGCUCAGAAUCUGGGUUUGUGGAUGAAGCCUUAAGCAACAAACUAUUUUAUUUUCAUAUUCCUUCAUAGAUUCAAGUAAAGCACCUAAGGGCUAAAUAUUUUACAUUCAACAGUGUAAAUGAAACUUUCACACUAAAUUUUUUUUACGGAUAAUUUAGACAUUUAUAGAUGUAUAUAUUUCAAAGUAAAGCUAGAAUGGAUCUGUUUACUUAAUAAACUUCUUGUAUAUUGAUGAGCUGUCCUGGAUAGAGAUGACAGAUUUUUUUUUUUCAAUCUUAAGAAAAUAGAAAAUCCACAAAUGUGUCACCACAAUUGUUUUUAGUUUUGUACCCACAAGUACUAUUUUUUUGUUCUGUUUACAUAAAGUUACAAACCUUAAACUUCUGUUAUUGUGUUUUAAGCUGUUCUGACGGUUCCAAGUUGUGCUAUGAAGGACGCUGUUUUUAUUUUUGCAAUUAUUCUCAUAUAAAUAGACAGGGUGGUUUUCUACUCAGGAAAACACAAUCAGAACCAAAUUGUUCACCUUUCUCAUGCGGUCCAGUCGAGGACUGUAAGGCGCCAACGGUUUGAAGCUGAGCAGCUGUAAAUGCAUAUUAGCAAUGAAGAGACACUGUUACUUGUUCAUAUUAAAUACAAAACUUUUCUUUGAGAGGUUUCAUUCGUAACAUAAAUGAUCUCUGUUUAAAUACACUCUUUAAAACUGA
Oryzias melastigma (Indian medaka) is the source of this 2392-nucleotide messenger RNA. RefSeq names its product transmembrane BAX inhibitor motif containing 1a (gene tmbim1a). Lineage: Eukaryota; Metazoa; Chordata; Actinopteri; Beloniformes; Adrianichthyidae. Gene Ontology annotation, biological process: negative regulation of apoptotic signaling pathway. The coding region runs from base 665 to 1675 and encodes 336 amino acids. Gene Ontology annotation, cellular component: Golgi apparatus; endoplasmic reticulum; membrane. The record is from RefSeq and is a predicted model, not a curated record. The transcript has 12 exons.